Messenger RNA from Chanos chanos (milkfish), 477 nucleotides. It is a transcript of the gene lepb, whose product is annotated as leptin b. The coding region runs from base 1 to 477 and encodes 158 amino acids. Gene Ontology annotation, biological process: signal transduction. The record is from RefSeq and is a predicted model, not a curated record. Gene Ontology annotation, cellular component: extracellular region. Lineage: Eukaryota; Metazoa; Chordata; Actinopteri; Gonorynchiformes; Chanidae. The transcript has 2 exons. Gene Ontology annotation, molecular function: hormone activity.
AUGCAUUCCUCUCAGGCUCUUCUUUUAGUGUUAGUGCUGGGUUUGGUCACUCUGUCUGCCAGCCAGCCGACUAUCACAGUGAACAUGAUCAAAACUAUGGCAAGAACCACUGUGGCCAGAAUUAAAAAGAUUAAAGACGAGCAUUUCCAGAUGUCCCCCGAAAUUGACUUUGGCUCCAACUUUGACAACCCUGUUGAGGGUCUAUCAUCCAUUAUAGACCACCUUAGCUUCCUGCAGGCGAGACUCAAGGUUCCACCAACUCAGCAUCUCAGGCAGGUUCAAGGGGACGUGGACACCCUCCUAGGUCACCUCCAACGGCUCGCUCUUUCCCGAGGAUGCCCACAGCCGAAGCCCGAGAGCUACUUGCACAAAGUUGAGGCUGUUUUCCCUAUUACCUCCAACUACAUCUGCCUCCUGGAGCUACAGAGAUACCUGGAAAAAGUGUGCCUGAACCUUGAGAAGCUAAAAUCCUGCUGA